CAGGUUGUGCUUUGACUUCACCGACCACACAAGAACGUGUCAGACUUGGCUACAAGAAAUUGGGUCAUGGCUCGAAUUGUUGUGAUGGCCGCAGUUUGCUGUCUGGUGGGCGUGGCCAUUAUGCUGCUCGUUGAGCAGCCCACGGGGGUGUCGGCCGUCAAAUUGACCUACGUGGGCAACAGUACCGCCUGCGACAUAUGCGAUGAGGACGUGGACUUCUCCGGUCGCAACUUCAUCUGCUGCCUAACGAAGAGCAAAUGCUGCGGGCCCGACAGCCUCGACAGGAAAAGGCGGAGCUUGUGAGAUGACGUCGGCAAACCACUCCAGACGCACCUGCGCAGAAAAAGAAAAACAGUACACCCUGCUUGGCCACAUGCAGACAUUGAGUGGUUAUUGAACUAUACACGAAUUCCUACACACAGUACUCGGACCAAAAGCAGUGAAAAGCAAAAAAAAAAGUAACGAGUGUUUAACAAACAUUGUACAGCUAAACAGUGAAGUAUGAUUUUGAAAGCAUCUUCACAUCUUUUUUUUCUAUUUCUUAUUCACAAAUGGUAGAAAAGAGACCGGGUCCACGCGUUUUCACGGCUAAGUGCGUUUGAGCUCUUUCUGGUGUCGUGCAUAUAGCGUUGGCCUGUUCUUACGAUCCUAUAGCUAGUGAUUAUAUUGCGUUUAGUAUUACGGUGACUGCGUAGCAGGAAGCCAACAAAGCAACAAUAUCGCGCAAUUUACCAACACGCUAAUAGUGUUAAUGCUAAGAGAGAGGGAGGGUACACAUCUUUGCGGAAAGUAUGAAAACAGUUGGUGAUUCGGACCAUGCACGUUUAGUUUUAUUUUUAUAGUUUUGUCAUUGCAACACUGAACGCGAUACAAUCGUUAACGUCUACCAACAACCCCAGUUUUUUUUUUUUUUUGCUUUUAUAAAUGUGUAAACGGGGUGAAAAGUAAGAAGCCGAUAUGGGCUCGUAGUUUUGCAUUGAUAUACGUGUGCCGCUGAAUGGCGUGCUACGCACGCGAAGAAUUCGUUGCGGUUCGUUUCUUUUUGCACGUUAUUUUUUUCUUCUUGUCAUGCAGCUUUUUUUUUUUUUCUUAGAUGCAACUAACACAUCUUUAGUAGCUACCCCGAACAUUUUUACAUCAUAUUCGCUCCGUGCUAGCCACAAAUAAAGAUUCUUGUAAACGAAGAA
Messenger RNA from Rhipicephalus microplus (southern cattle tick), 1187 nucleotides. RefSeq lists its product as uncharacterized. The record is from RefSeq and is a predicted model, not a curated record. Lineage: Eukaryota; Metazoa; Arthropoda; Arachnida; Ixodida; Ixodidae.